Camelus dromedarius (Arabian camel) is the source of this 4442-nucleotide messenger RNA. RefSeq names its product arylsulfatase B (gene ARSB). NCBI's taxonomy places the organism in Eukaryota, Metazoa, Chordata, Mammalia, Artiodactyla, Camelidae. The transcript is spliced from 8 exons. The record is from RefSeq and is a predicted model, not a curated record. The coding region runs from base 184 to 1794 and encodes 536 amino acids.
CACCGGCCGGGCCCGUGUCAGAGGCGGCGGGGGCUCCGGCGCCGGGCCGCUCCUGCCCGUGGCCCGUUGGGGGUGAAGUCCCGUGCCGGGGCGGGGCAGGCCCCUGCCGCCCCAGUUCCUGGUUCUAUAAGCGGUGCCCGGGGCUGGUGGCGCCACAGGCGCGGGCACCGCCGGCGGCGCACGAUGGGCCGGCGCAGCGCGGCGAGCCUGCACCCAGGCCCCGGGCCGCGGCGGCCGCUCCUCCCCGCCGUCCACGCGCUGGGACUGCUGCUGCUGCUGCUGCUGCUGCCGCCGCCGGGCUCGGGCAGAGGGGCCGGCCGGCCGCCCCACCUCGUCUUCGUGCUGGCGGACGACCUGGGCUGGAACGACGUGGGCUUCCACGGCUCUGACAUCCGCACGCCGCACCUGGACGCACUGGCGGGCGGCGGGGUGCUGCUGGACAACUACUACACGCAGCCGCUGUGCACGCCAUCGCGGAGCCAGCUGCUCACCGGCCGCUACCAGAUCCACACAGGUUUACAGCAUCAGAUUAUCUGGCCCUGCCAGCCCAGCUGCGUUCCUCUGGAUGAAAAACUCCUGCCCCAGCUUCUAAAAGAAGCAGGCUACACCACCCAUAUGGUCGGAAAAUGGCACCUGGGAAUGUACCGGAAAGAAUGUCUUCCAACCCGCCGAGGGUUUGAUACCUACUUUGGAUAUCUCCUAGGUAGUGAAGAUUACUAUUCCCAUGAGCGCUGUACGUUAAUCAAUGCUCUGAAUGUUACACGAUGUGCUCUUGAUUUUCGAGAUGGUGAAGAGGUUGCAACUGGAUACAAAAAUAUGUAUUCAACAAACGUAUUUACUGAAAGGGCUGCAGCCCUCAUAACUAACCAUCCACCAGAGAAGCCUCUCUUUCUCUACCUUGCUCUCCAGUCUGUCCACGAGCCCCUUCAGGUCCCCGAGGAAUACCUGAAGCCCUACGACUUUAUCCAAGAUAAGAAUAGGCAUUACUAUGCAGGAAUGGUGUCCCUUAUGGACGAAGCGGUGGGAAAUGUCACUGCAGCCUUAAAAAGCCACGGGCUUUGGAACAACACGGUGUUCAUCUUCUCCACAGAUAACGGAGGGCAGACUUUGGCGGGGGGCAAUAACUGGCCCCUGCGAGGAAGAAAGUGGAGCCUGUGGGAAGGAGGCGUGCGCGGCGUGGGCUUCGUGGCCAGCCCCUUGCUGAAACAGAAGGGCGUGAAGAAUCGGGAGCUCAUCCACAUUUCCGACUGGCUGCCCACCCUGGUGAGGCUGGCCGGGGGCAGCACCAAGGGCACCAAGCCUCUGGAUGGCUUCGAUGUGUGGAAAACCAUCAGUGAAGGAAGCCCAUCCCCCAGAAUGGAGCUGCUGCAUAAUAUCGACCCAAACUUUGUAGACAUUUCGCCGUGUCCUGGGAACAGCAUGGCUCCAGCAAAGGAUGGUUCUUCUCUUCCAGAACAUUCAGCCUUCAACACAUCUGUCCAUGCUGCAAUUAGACACAGGAACUGGAAACUCCUCACGGGCCACCCAGGCUGUGGUUACUGGUUUCCUCCACCGUCUCAAUACAAUGUUUCUGAGAUAUCCUCACCGGACCCACCGACCAAGACCUUUUGGCUCUUUGAUAUUGAUCAGGACCCCGAGGAAAGGCACGACCUGUCAAGGGAAUACCCACACAUCGUCAGGCAGCUCCUCUCCCGCCUGCAGUUCUACCAGAAACACUCAGUGCCUGUGUACUUCCCGGCGCAAGAUCCCCGCUGUGACCCCAAGGCCACUGGGGCUUGGGGCCCUUGGAUGUAGGAUUCCAGGCAGCCCGGCAGGGGAUGGGGGUGGGCAGUGGUGGCUAGAUAUUCCUUCUGUUGCAGGUUGGACUUCAGGACUUUACUGUGUGACUUGUCUCAUCUGUUCUCUCAUCCUGGGCUCACCUGGCCCUUGUCUGGCUCCUAAACCACAUGUAGGUGUCUCAUUUCAACCCCUAGUACAUUUGAGAAGCUGAUAAAAUCUGAACACUUCUGCUUUUGGCUGGGGCAUGUGUCCAGAGGAGGAGAGGGUGACUGGGUUCAUCCUCUUUCUCCUGAACUGUGGGACCGCUAGGAACUCGAAUUGCAAUAGGAAGUUCUCGAGUCCUGGAGGCCGGAGCAGCUGGCUCUUUUCGCCUCACAAGUCAGAUGUUGGAUACCCCUCUGCCGAUAGCUGGGUUUUAUUAGGGUGACUCAUGUUUCUUGUAACAAAUGAAAGGAACAGACAGUUGUUAAUGGCUCUGCUGGCCAGAGGUUCUCCCUGGCUGGGAGAGAUCAUGUUCGGGCAUUCCAUGCGAAGAACUCGCCUUGGUUCGCCCCUCGCUCACACAUCUCACCACUCACCUCGUCCCUCAUCCCGUCAUAGAGCAUAAGGCUCGUUUCGUUGUUGAGACUGGCGUGGCAAUAUGCCUGCUCCUUGUUUUCACUUUUACAAUAGAGGAAUGUGUUUUUACCCCCAGGUUUUUUCCCAGCCAUUGCUCAUUUUGUCUGGACUGCCUGCAACCCCCAACCCCCUUUAUGGUUGUUUUUCUACCCUUUCUUCUGACCUGGGAGUCCCAUGCCUGGGAAGGCAGCUUUGCUUCUCCACUUUGGGCACCACUGGUUUCUGGAACUCUGCUGAGGCCUGCCUUCCGUUUGCCCCUGACACUGAAGCUAGAGCACUACCCAGAGAGGGAGGUGCAUCUGGCUCUGUGAGCACCCUCUCAGCAGACGCCCAGAGGGCUGGGUGGGCGGGGCUUGGUCUGUGUCAUCUGUUUGCUGGCAUUUUUCCUCAUUGCAUGGAGUUUAUUCUCAUGAUCGUGGCUGUCUCAUUAGAUACCCAGUUGCACUGCUGUUACCUCGCAGUGAGGAGAAACCUGGGGAAGGGAUAACCUUGUCCUGAGAUGAUGUAAGUGGGCAGUUUGAAAAAGGAAAUGGCUGGCAUCUGGGAUCCUGGGCCUUAAUGCAGAAGAGGCGCAUCCACGUUUCUCACAUUCUCUCAGCUUGACUGCUUGUGCUGAGGUUCUGAGGCUGGGGAAACAGGAUGCACAGUUUGACCUGCCAGCUCUUUCUCAGUCCCACCAGUGUCCUAACAAGGACCAGUCCAAAUUAGCGCCAGAGAGUGUCAAACUCAGAGAUGUAUUCCAAAAAUUAUCUUCUUUUUUACAUUAGCUCCACAGCUUCAUUCGCUGCUGAUCACCAGUGCCUGGCACACAGAGGGUACUGAAUACACUUUAAAAAAAAAAUGAAUGAAUGAAUGAACAAAUGAGUCAAUGAGAAAGUCUCACACCAUGAAAGGUGCCAGUCCAGUGAGCUGCAUGCAGGGCUGAAUAUAAAUAUCUUCCAUCCAUGGCUUUUGUGUUCUCAAGCUGCCCAUCUGAGGCAGGAGCCCAGUUUCCUUUUCUGGGCAGUCUGGGACAUGCCUUGGUCAAGUUGUAACAUCCUCUGUUUCCCCUUCUCUGGAGGGAAAUAUGCCUUCUAAUGGUACCCUUUUGCCAAUAAUCCUCAGUUCUGUUCUUCAGAGGACACUAGAAACUAAAACCACCAAGUAAUGAGAUAGAGGUCACAGUACAGCCAUCCUUCAGUUCAGGAGCAAUAAUCUCUGGUGACGACUAACUUGUGUUAAAAUACAACGAAUGGAAGGAAAUGGUGCUAGAACUAAUGACACCUGUCACUAACCUGUCCUCGGCUCCUAGGUUGGCAUACAGCUGGCCAAAAUGCUAUUACCUCUCACUCCCAAGCCUGUGGCUAUGAACUAACUGAGCCCAGAUGUUCCUUCUGGAUCCGUCUAACCCCAGAGCCGCAGGUACCACUAAUACUGUAAGAUUGGAAGCCAUCACUACAUGACACCUGUUUGCUCCCCCUGCUGUUCUCCCAGCAGCCGUUCCCAAUUCUUGUUCCUUGACUGCUGUGUACAUAUGUGGAUGUUCUGCACUCCAUGACUUUAAAAGGAAUUUUAAAGACUGAUUUUUUGGUAAACCUUUGAUUGGAGAUUUUGUAUUAGCUGUAAGAGAAUGCAUCUCAUUAGAUUUUCUUAUUCUGUACAAGAAUGUGAACAGAUUCAUAUCUUGUCAUUAGAAGUAUAAAUGGUGUUUCUUUCUGAAUUCGUUUACCUUUAAAGAAGGGUUUUAUUUUAUUGUUUUUCUUUGUCACUUCAUGCCUAUUCCAGAUUUGGGGGGCAAAAAAAUAAUCUUUUAAAGUGCAUCGGCUGUGAGUAUGGGGUUUGCAUGUGGGAGAUGAAAAUGUUCUGGAAGUAGCUAGUGGUGAUGGUUGCACAACGUCAUGAACACACUUAAUGCCUCUGAAUUGUACACUUUAGAAUGAUUAGAAUGGUGAAAACGAUCAAUUUUAAGUUAUGUAGAUUUUACCACAAUUUUUACAUGUGGCCCAUUUUAUGGUAUGUGAAUUACAACUCAGUAAAGCUAUUAGAUAAAUAAAUAUAGCAAACAA